AUGUUACAAUUUGUAUUAAUAAUAUUAUUAUUCAUACCAACUAUUGUUGAAUCUAAAGGUGCAUGGUCUUAUGAAAAUACAAAACAAUGGCUACGUGGACAUCAUUAUUGUGGUGGUAAAUCGCAAUCACCAAUAGAUCUUCACUUUGAUAAAUCACGUCGUGAUCAUCGUCUUAAACAGUUGUAUUUCGAAGAACAAGAUUUUUCAGGACCAGCCGAACUUUCCAAUAAUGGUCAUACAGUACAACUUAAUAUAAAAAAUCGUUAUGUAUUAAAAAAUGUUGCACCUGAAAGUGAAGACUACAAAGUUGAACAAGUUCAUUUUCAUUGGGGUCAUUCACAUGAUAUUAAUAAUGGAUCAGAACAUUUACUUGAAGGACGACCAUAUCCACUUGAAAUGCAUGUGGUUACUUAUUCGGAUUUGUAUUCAAAUAUUCGUGACGCUAUGGUUAAUACACGUGGUCUUGCUGUUGUUGGUGUUUUCUUUGAACUUAGUGAUGAAUCGAAUCCAUCGUUUCAACCAUUAGUUGAUGCAUUAACGCGUGUUCAAAGUCAUGAUCAACGAACUUCUGUUAGUGAACAAUUUAUUUUGAAAACAUUAAUUGGUGAAGAGCGUAUGUAUCGUUAUUAUCGUUAUGAUGGUUCAUUAACAACACCACCUUGUUAUGAAUCAGUUAUAUGGAGUGUUUUAAGAGACCCAUUGAAAUUAUCACGUCAGCAACUUCAAGCUUUUAAACAUUUACAUGAUGAAAAAGCUAAUACAAUGAAAGAUGUAUAUCGACCAGUACAACCACUUGGUUCCAGAAAAUUAUUUCGUAGCUUUUUUGCAGAAGACAUUGAUGAUGAUUUAAAACAACGAAAGUUAAUCUUAGAAAAUCGCGGACAUUAUUUAACAAAUAAUAUGAUAUUAAUAGCUUUCUUAACUAGUUUAUUAAUUAUUAUACACUAG
This is a messenger RNA of Rotaria sordida, 948 nucleotides long. NCBI's taxonomy places the organism in Eukaryota, Metazoa, Rotifera, Eurotatoria, Philodinida, Philodinidae. The record is from the annotation of a GenBank genome assembly.